GUGGGCUCGGUGAGCUUGGGGCGCAUCCCUGGCGACAGCCAGUGCGCCCAACCUUCCUUCGAGCCACCUCGCCCUACCUGCGGUGGCAGAAGAUGUGACUGGAGGGCUGCCGGCAGCCCGCGGACGAUGCUCGCGCUCCUGGGCGCGACGACCCUGAUGCUGGUCGCUGGGGCGCCGUGGGUGUUGCCCGCAGCCUCAGGGGGAACAAAUCUAAAAUCUCCUGAAAAUGGCAGUGUCUGCAUCAUUGAUGACAACUUUACCCUGAAGUGGAACAGCAGCAGUGAGUCUGUCAGGAAUGUCACUUUUUCAGCAGAGUAUAAAAUACCAGGGAUGGAUAAUUGGAAGAAAUUGCCUGGGUGUCAGCAUAUUACUAGUACCGAAUGCAACUUUUCUUCAGUCAAGCUUAAAAAUGUUUAUGAAAAAAUUGAAUUGCGCAUAAGAGCAGAAAAAGGAAACAACACUUCUCAAUGGCAUGAGGUUAAGCCAUUUAUACCAUUUCAAAAAGCUCAGAUUGGUCCUCCAGAUGUACAUUUAGAAGCUGAAGAUAAGGCAAUAAUAAUAAACAUGUCUCCUCCUGGGACAAAAGAUAGUAUCAUGUGGGCUAUGGAUCAUUCCAGCUUUACAUACAGCUUAGUUAUCUGGAAAAACUCUUCAAGUCUAGAAGAAAGGACUGAAACUGUUUAUUCCAGAGAUAAAAUUUAUAAACUCUCACCAGAGACUACUUAUUGUUUAAAAGUUAAAGCAGAACUACGUUCACCAAGAAGAGUUGGUGUCUAUAGUCCAGUGUAUUGUAUAAACACCACAGAGAAACAUAAAGUGCCUUCACCAGAAAAUAUACAAAUCGAUGCUGAAAAUCAGGUCUAUGUUCUUAAAUGGGAUUAUGCAUAUGAAAACACGACUUUUCGAGCUCAGUGGUCCCAUGAGUUUUUAAAAAGGAUUCCUGGGGGUCAUUCAGACAAAUGGAAACAAAUACCAAACUGUGAAGAUGUCGAAACUACCCACUGUGUGAUUCCUCAGAAUGUUUUCCCAGAAGGAAUUCACCGUAUCCGUGUACAAGCAUCUAAUGGAAAUAACACAUCGUUUUGGUCUGAAGAGAAAAUGUUUAAUACCGAAAUGAAAACUAUCAUAUUUCCUCCAGUCAUUAGCAUGAAAUCCGUUAAUGAUGACUCACUGCACGUCUCUAUCGGUGCUCCAAAAGAGUCUGAAAACAAGUCUGUAAACCAGCUUUACCCGCUAAUUUAUGAAGUUAUUUUUCGGGAAAACACUUCAAAUGCUGAGAGAAAAGUUGUAGAGAAAAGAACUGAUUUUACCUUUCCUAACUUGAAAUCGCUGACUGUAUACUGUGUGAAAGCCAGAGCACUCACUGAGAAUGACAAGUGGAAUAAAAGCAGUGUUUUUAGUGAUACUGUGUGUGAGAAAACAAAACCAGGAAAUACUUCCAAAACCUGGCUUAUAGCUGGAAUUUGCACUGCAUUAUUUUCUAUCAUUGUUGUCAUUUAUGUUGUGAAAGUCCUCUUGAGAUGUAUCAAUUACGUGUUCUUUCCAUCAAGUAAACCUCCUUCCACUGUAGAUGAGUAUUUCUCUGAACAGCCAGUAAGGAAUCUACUCCUUUCCACUUCUGAGGAACAAACGGAAAGAUGUUCUAUAAUUGAAAAUGCAAACAGUAUUACUGUAAUAGAAGAGACUAAUCCGAUUUAUGAAGAUCCCAAAAAGUACAAUUCCCAAACUAGUCAAGAUUCAGGAAACUAUUCUAAUGAAGACGAAAACAGUGGAAGUAAAAUAGGUGAAGAACUUCUGCCACAGGAAACUGUGUGACCAGGAGUGGACUCUAAAAUAUUAGGGAGUCUCGCGGGAGUUGCAGUGGGGGCCUGGGCUCCUUGCUCCUCUCAGUAACUAUCAAGAGAAUAUUUGCUUGUGGGGGAAGAAAGAUCAUCUUCAGAUCGAUCGUAGGUCCUAAAAACACAGGCAAGCACUUAACUAUUUGAAAGGAAUGUGGAGAAGAGUUUUCUACAUUCUUUUCCACGUGUAAGGUCUUGAAAGACCUGUCAUUGGACCGCCCUGGAUGAGAGGGGUUAAAUCCAGAAGAUGCCCUCUGUCUUCCUAAUGAUCCCCUGAUCACCGCCGUGCCGCCGUGUGGUAAGGGCGGCGCUUGUGUCCCCAUCAGCUGAUACCGUUGCUGUGCUGCCACCGCUGCUGUAUAUACCAUCCGUCCCUUCUGCAUCCCAGUAUUACAGUCCAUUAUUUUUCAGGACAUAUUUAGAACAUUUGGCCUUUUCUUUGGACACGAAAGUAGGCCCUUUGGAAAUGUCUUUACAAAAGCCUGAAUACCACCAUCACUUGGUUUUCUGAAAAAGUAGCUUACUCUGGAAAACAGCUGCAGAUGCCAGAAACAUGGUAUGGUCCUUACAGUUUUUUCAGGGGAAUUCUAUCCGUUUUGCCAAUUACGUUGGCUUCUACUUCGCAGUUACCUAUCCCUUCUACGGUUUAGGAUUAAAACCAGAUAAUCUUUUGCUAUAUGUCCAUGAAGUCUUCCUGAUUCAGAACAUUGGAACAAUAGCUUCUGAUUACAGUGCAUAAUCACUAAAAUUACAGAGAAAUGGGAAACUAUCUGAGUAGCUAACUUACUAUCAUCUUUUAAGAUAUGGGAGUAUGUGACAUUAGUCACAGUGGAUGUAAGAAGUCUUGGGACCAGAAAAUGGUACUGAGAGACGACACAGAGUAAGAAGUAGAGUAAUUCAGUAUGAAAGAAGCAGGUGGCUUUAGCGAAAAAUCAGAAGAAUGUGUGUAAUCAACCGUUGAUUACUAACAUCCUGAGGGUGGUUUGUUGCCGUGGCUCCUCUGCGCCGCCUGGGGGUGUUCAGGUAGGUACCCCCUCUGCUCAGCCGACAUAUGCACUCAAGGAAAUGCAAAUUAUUUAUUAUCAAGGUGUGGGAGGAAAUGUACCUGGGAAGAAAACCUAACUUUUAAAAUAUAUAAUGCCUUUCAAAGGCAUCUAUAGCUUAUUUUUAAAUGAUUCGCUAUUUGGGAUUAUUCAUGGAGAUCCUGCAGAGGAGGGAAGUGUAGGAAUUCUGGUGGCCUCUGAGGCCAGGUUCUCAGCUUCAGUCGUUGCAGAAGGCCCAGUGAAAGGGAAGGGAGAUGGAGCUACCCAGAGCAUCACGGCAGGCCAGUCUUAUCCACACAGUGGUCCGCUGUGGUCUUCUGGGUGGAGGAAAAGGUUGAAAGCAGCCGCCCUGGGAAGGGCUGUGACGCCCAGCGCGACCUCUGCAGAGCACACCGUGCGCUUCCCUGGACCUCGGUCCAGCUCCUAGGGGAGCAUACAGUAUGGGCCAGGGGUCCCCGCUGAGGCAGUUCUCUGCUGCAGAAUCCCUACAGGGACCCACACACACCUUUGAUCCUGCUGACCGGAGGCCUUUGGUUCAAAGCAGAUCUGGGUUGGCCCUUCGCUUGUAAAGGCCCUGUCAGUGGCAAUUUGCCUCUGUAGCGAGGAAGGGAGGAACAUGCCAGGACCCUGUCAGCCCCGGCUUCCACGCUGUGUCAGUGCGACAGGCCUGGUCAGCACGCGGGCCCGGGAUUUACCACAGGAAGAAGGCUGCUUCAGAAUGGACACCCCAAAAGGAGACAGCGCCUUCGUGGGAUGUGGAAGAGGGAGAACUCGGGCAUUAGGAUGAAAAGACACCACGGAAGUCGCCAGGUCCCUGGAUGUGGGAGUCUGUGUGUCUUUGGGGUUUAGGACGCCCUGUGGUUUUCAGCGAACAAGCAUCUGAGCAGCAGCGAACAAAACACCCUCGAUUUUGCCUUGUCUUCUGACCUAAAAAUGCAGUUCCCUCCCAUUCUUCAUUGUGGUCCACGUGUAGCUUAAUCAGGAUGUGCUUACUUGUAAAGUGACAAGCGUUUUUUCUGAAGACUAGUUUACUUGGAAAUACCAUAUACUUGGGAACACCAAUAAACUGCCUCGGAACUACAACACUGAUAAUUCUUAGAGAAUUCUUAGAGAAGCUAGAAAAUAACCUACGCAUUGAUGUAAAAGAUUUGUAUCCUUACAGCCAGAAAUAAUGUAUUAAUACGUACUACAGAUUAACAUAUAUGUAAGUGGUGACAUACGUCUGUAAACAUACAUGCAUACUUACACGUGCACAUGCAUGAUGUGGGCCAUACUCCAGUAGUACAGCCAUAAAGACUUAGCAUAGCUUCUAGUUAGAAAAGUAUAAAUGCUGCUUGAGAACUGUGAACUAAAGAGUCUGACCAGAAAUUUGCAACCUAUAAAAGAGUUAUUUCAAAAAUAUAAUUUAGAGUUUGUAUCUUUUCCCCAAACUGUGACCUUCAAAGCAGCCUCUGAUUGCGCCUCAGAAUUUGGCGAGUGUACAGAAACUUUGCCUACCUGCCCGCUCCUCCCCGUAACCCUCUGACUACCUGACCUGUUUGUUUCGUGGUGUCUGUCUGCCCCCCAGGGGACCGGAAGCUCUGUGGGAGCAGGCAUUUACUUUUACUUACUACUGUAUCCCCAGCACCUACCACAGUGCGGUGCCUCACACGUAAAAAGUGCACAGGAAAUAAUUGUCAAAUGACUGAAAUCUAAAAUUUGAACCAAAUGGGUGUUUCUGACACUGUUUGUGUGUCCUGUUGCGUUGUGGAAGGACACAACCAUGUUUCCAAUGUUUCUAUGCAGUGAGCUUUGUAUCUUAUUUCAUGUGUACUUUGUCUUAACCCCCAUUGCUGUUUGUUAAACAGUUUGUUAAAACAGUUUUCUGUAAUAAGCGCUGAGACCAAAAGUCUUGGGUUUUACGGUGGUUCUGCUUGAACUGCUUAAACAUGCAUCACAGGAGUGGCAACUGCCGUCUUCACAAGGUAUUCACAACCGAGGGGGCUGGUCCCUGUACCCGGUGUGCGCAUGCCCGGCGUUGGUAUCCUGAAGGGGGCCCCACUGCCGUCACCGCCCCACGGAGCUCCCGGACGCGGAGCUCUCUUACUUGCCCUUUGGUUUUUUCACAGCCUCAACCUUAGACUUGGCCGGAGCGCCGCCUUGACCCAGUGAGUCUGCAGUGUGGUGCAGACUCUGCUCCGUCGAACUACACUGCUUCCUUCCACCAGCAUUUCUUCUCAGGAUAAGCUCUUUAAGGAGACUCCCUAGUCCCACAUGUAAAUUGAUCUGCCUUCUAGACACGUUUGAAUCUGAAGUUAAACACCGCUGACAUUCAGGCUGGGAACCCUUCGUGUGUUUUUAGUAAGCCUCCGCAAAUUUUUUUUCAAACUGUAGAGGGAAGUAAAUAUUAGUAAAUUCAUCUCUGAUGCCCGGGAAACGCCUUGUUACUUAACAGUAAUGACAAAUACCAGUAACAUCCAGUUUUUUCACCUGAGUGAAAAAAAGGCAAGAAGAGAGAAUUUGAUACGUCUUUCAUGGAAAGGAUAUACCUUCCCUUCCCACGUUCUGUCCCCACUAGAACUCAUGUUGUAGCAGAAGAUUCCUUCUGGGUGAAGAAGUAGUAAUUGAUGCAGACCAAGAAAAGAAAAAGUGGGCAGAGUCGAUAUACUGGCUUAGCAAAAGGUCUUGGGAAGAGGGAGGAAAUGGGAAAAUUCUCCCAGGAGCAGGUUUAAACUAAACAUUUCUCCUCACAAUGACUGGCCACUCCCGGUCCUCCGUCCCCAAAGCUCCUGGAUCCAUCAGAGAGAAGGAGCUGAGGGGAAAGGGAAUGACUGAAGAAGAAAAACAUUUUCCUAUCUCUCCGGUAGAAAGAUGGUCCAUUUUUUCCAAAAGACUGGAAUUAGUCCUUAACUGCAUAACAGAUAGCAGAGUGCCUUUUGUGUACUAUUGUCUGUUCCCAGAUUUUAUAAGGCUUUAAUACCCUGGAAUUUAACUUUUAAAAAGAGCUGGAGAAUUCCCUGGCGGUCCAGUGGUUAGGACUUGGCUCUUUUACUGCAGUGGCCGGGGUUCAAAGCCUGGUCGGAGAACCAAGAUCCCGCAAGCUGAACAGCGCGGCCGGAAAAAAAAAAAAAAAAAAAAAAAAAAAGAUGAUUGGGCUUCCCUGGUGGCCCAGUGGUUAAGAAUCCGCCUGCCAAUGCAGGGGACACGGGUUCGAGCCCUGGUCCGGGAAGAUCCCACAUGCCACGGAACAGCUAAGCCUGUGCGCUACUACUGAGCCUGCGCUCUGGAGCCCGCGAGCCACAACUACUGAGCCCGCGUGCCACAACUACUGAAGCCCACGUGCCUAGAGGCCAUGCUCCGCAACAAGAGAAGCCACCGCAGUGAGAAGCCUGCGCACCGCAACGAAGAGUAGCCCCCGCUUGCCACAACUAGAGAAAGCCUGCACACAGCAACGAAGACCCAAUGCAGCCAAAAAUAAAUAAUUUUUUUUUAAAAGAUGAUUAUGAGUGUUUCAGAAUAAAAGUGCACCAUCCACUCUGAAAUCUUCCUAGAAGCCCUCCACCAUGUACACAUGUAGAAGUCGCCUUUGUGCCCAUCUUACCUUCAUGUCUGUCCAGCAGAGACAUUGCCCUAGGGGAGACUUUAUAGCAUUUGCCAACAUAUGUAUCCCCUUCUGCUAGAUAACAGGCUCCAUGAAAGCAAGGACUAGCUUUUUUUUUUUUUAACUUUGUAGCUGACACUUGGUAAGUGUUUAGUAAGUGAUUAAGUGGGCAUUGAAUUACAUACAUUGACUGGAUUCGCCCCUAAGGGAAGACAAGUCAUCCUAUUUAGGUUCACAGCCAGCUGGUAUUUUCGAAAUAGAUUCCUAAACUGCUGUGUCAUGAGGAAACACAAAGAAAGCAAUGCGUUGCUGAAGACGGUGUAUACCGUUUAGAGUUGCUAGAUUUAACAAAAAUACAGGACACCCAGUUAAAUUUAAAUUGAAUUUUAAUUUCAGGUAAACAAUACAUAAUUUUUUAGUAUAAGUCUGUCCCAAAUAUUACAUGGAACAUAAACUGAAAAGUUUUUGUUAUUUGUCUGAAAUGACAGAUGGGCCACAAAGAUGACUUCUACAUGUCUAUGUGAUAGAAUUCAUUUAGAAGAUUUCAAAAAUCGUUUUAUACUAAAAAAUUCAUAAUCAUCUCUAAGUAAAAUGCCAGAGUAUUCAAUGCAUUGUACAACAACAAAAAUUUUUUAGUAAUGUCCCAUGCAAUAUUGGGGACAUACUUACACUAAAACAUUAUUCACCUGCUUAUGUGAAAGCAUAAUUUUGUAUUUUAAUCGGGCAACUCUGGGGAUGUUAAGUUUCAAAAAUACUACUAGCCCUCCCAACACUCCCCAAACCAAUAUAAAUAAUGUUUCAUACAGAAAUGUAUACUAGCUUCAUCACACAUAACAUGUUUUAUUCACAAUUUAAAACAAUGUUUAAGGGACUUCCUUGGUGGCGCAGUGGUUAAGAAUCCGCCUGCCAAUGCAGGGGACACGGGUUCGAUCCCUGGUCCAGGAAGAUCCCACAUGCCGCGGAGCAACUAAGCCCGUGUGCCACAACUACUGAGCCUGUGAGCCACAACUACUGAGCCCGCGUGUUGCAACUACUGAAGCCUGCGCGCCUAGAGCCCGUGCUCUGCAACAAGACGAGGCACCGCAAUGAGAAGCCUGUGCACCACAAGGAAGAGUAGCCCCCGCUAGCUGCAACCAGAGAAAGUCAGCACGCAGCAACGAAGACCAAACGCAGCCUAAAUAAAUAAUGUUUAAGAGAGUCAACAUUGCAAACAUUGCAAGCCAGAAAAAUGAAUGCCAAUCUAAUUCUGUCCCCAUGAGAAGGCGUUGAGAGAGGCAGCUCCGUGGGGUGGGGACCUUCUGAAGAAUCUGGCCAGCUACCAGCUUCCCCUCACUUCUCAGCUGGCUCUGUUCACAUAUUCUUUCUUAUCACAGUUACUCGCAUGCUUGUCUUUCCUGCCGGACUGUGAGCAACACGAGGUGAAGGGCUAUAUUCAUUUGUCUUUGAUUCCUCAGGCCAAAUGGUGCCCAACAUACCAUAAGUAGUUGCUCAAAAAAGGGAUCUGUUGAAUUGGAAUGGAUUCACUGUUUCAUUUAGAGUUAUUUCUUUCAGAUCACUCUCCAGGAGUAGGAUUACUUGGUCAAAAAGCCAGAAUAGGACUUCCCUGGUGGUCCAGUGGUUAAGACUCCACCCUACCUAAGCUGGGGCGAAGUGAGAGAGUGGCAAGGACAUGCAUACACUACCAGAUGUAAAAUAGCUAGCUAGUGGGAAGCA
This is a messenger RNA of Physeter macrocephalus (sperm whale), 8174 nucleotides long. It is a transcript of the gene IFNAR1, whose product is annotated as interferon alpha and beta receptor subunit 1. The transcript has 11 exons. Bases 127 to 1815 code for a protein of 562 amino acids. Gene Ontology annotation, cellular component: plasma membrane. Lineage: Eukaryota; Metazoa; Chordata; Mammalia; Artiodactyla; Physeteridae. Gene Ontology annotation, molecular function: protein binding; type I interferon receptor activity. Gene Ontology annotation, biological process: type I interferon-mediated signaling pathway. The record is from RefSeq and is a predicted model, not a curated record.